Molecule: messenger RNA, 8709 nt
Organism: Plasmodium adleri (nom. inval.)
Lineage: Eukaryota; Apicomplexa; Aconoidasida; Haemosporida; Plasmodiidae
Product: conserved Plasmodium protein, unknown function
Exons: 4
Coding region: 1-8709 (2902 amino acids)
Source: RefSeq, a predicted model, not a curated record
AUGAAUCAUAAUAAAAUUAAUUCUCAUAUAUCUGUAAAAGAUGAUAAAAUGAAAAACCCUGAAAAUCAUAAUAAAUAUGGGAUAUAUAAAUGUAACAAUGAACAAACUUAUAAAACAUAUGAUGAUAAAGAUACUCCUAAUUAUAUAAAUAAUUUUUAUGAUUGUUUAGAUACUUUCUGUGAUAAUGUAGGAGGUAAAAAUGAGUUUGAAAAAAACAAAGUCAUAAUGAAAAGUGGUAUUACAAAUGUACAUAAAAAUUAUGAUAACACAUUUAAUAAAAAUAGGAAUAGUGUAAUAUCCACAAAUAAUAGAAAUAGUGCAUAUAGAAAUGAAACAACCAAUAAACAUUAUAUAUCAAACAGUGUUCCUAAAUAUUUUAAUAAUAACUUAUUAAUUGAUGAAAAUAUGUUUAAAACUCAAGAUAAAGAUAACAAUGAACAUAUUAGAAAUAUUCGGAAUAUAUCUUAUAGUGAAAUAAAAUAUCCAAAUUAUAAUUACUCAAGAAGAGAUACAGAACCAAAAUAUCGUAUGUCCAAUGAAAGGAUAUAUUCAUAUAAUAACGAUAAUUACAUUAAUCCUCAUUUAAAAGAUAAUUAUUGUAAUAUAAGUAAUUCUCCCUCUAAUCAUAGAGGUGAUAUGCAUUUACAAAUAAGAGGUGAAAAUUGUAGAUAUGUUGAAAAGUUUUAUACAAAUACAAGUUAUCAAAUAAAAAAUGGCAAAGAAAAGGAUGCAUAUAAUAAUAAUUACAAUAAUAAUAACAACAACAACAACAAUAAUAAUAAUAAUAAUGUUGGUUAUUAUAAUUAUCAUGUUUAUAACAAGGGUCUUAAUUUUUAUGAAGAAUCCAUAAAUAAUAAUAACCAGUUAAAACAGUAUAGUAAUAUACAUUCCUUAAAAAGUAUAGAUGGUGAUCAUUAUUCCCAUCUGAAAUGCACUUCAAAAAGUUUUAAUGAUAAUAGAAAUAUGAACAAUUAUCAAGAUCAAAAUAAACAUCAUAAUAAUUCUUAUGAUGCUACAAGAAUGGAAGGUAGUGAAAAGCAGUAUCAUCUGUAUCAAAAGGAAAAUAUAAUUCCUUUUAUAGAAAAUAAACAUAUUAUAAAUGAUCCAAUUAUUAAAAUACAUGAAAAAGAUAUAAGAAAUUAUCAAAAUAUAGAAUAUCUUGAAAAUAAUGAACAUAUUAGAAGUAGACAUAAAGGGAGAAGUAUUCCUGGUGAAAAUAUGAGGUUCGAAUUUGAUAAGAUAAUAGAAAAAAAGAUUAACAUUUCAUAUACUCAUCAUGAAUAUGUUGUAACAAAUAAAAAUAAACCUAUUGAAUACAACAAAGAUGAUUUCUAUUUUUGUAAAGAUAAAGAAGAUAGUGAAAAUAUAAUGAAAUGUGAUAUAAAAAUAAUGAAGGAAGGGGAUGUUACACAUAAUAUAAAUCAUACUUCAAUGAAUCCUGAACAAAAAAAAACAUUCAUUAGACUUCAGAAUGAUAAUAAUUUAUAUAAUGAAUAUGAUAAUUAUGAUAAUGAUAUGAACAUGUUCAUAAAUAAAAUUUAUAAAAAUAAUAUGUACCAUAAUGAAAGGAGGCAUAGAUUUAGUGAAUAUCAAAUUUAUAAGAAUUCGAACGUAAUGUAUUUAAAUAAAAGUGAUAAUAAACAAAAGCUAAUGGAAAAUAUAAAUUGUAAUUAUGAAAAUUUUAAUUCAAAAAAUAAUGCAAGUUUAUUACCUGUUCAGGAAAAUAGAAAAUAUGAUAAUGAAUUUUAUAUGAACAGUCAGAAAUAUAUGAAAAAUAUUCUAAAGGAACCUGCACAGUCAGAAGGUUCAUUUUGUUCUUACCAGAAAGAUUAUCAAAAUUAUAAUAAUGGAAAUAAAGCUAGUUCAAUUAAAGAAUUAGAUAUUAACAUGAAACAAAUAUGUAAAGAUGAUUAUGAUGUAAAUGAAAAAAAAAAAAAAAAUCAAGAAAGGAAAGAAUGUAAUGUUAAUUAUUUUCCAUAUAAAACAAGUGCAUAUGAAGAUAAAACAAAUAAUACCACAAUGAAUAUGUUAAAAAAAGCAAGAACAUAUAGUCACACAUCUUCAAAUCAUUUUUUAAAUAAUUCUUAUGUAAAUAAGAAUAUACAAACUACUUUUCAAGAUUAUAAACAAAAUGUUGAUCAUAAUUCAUGUGGAUAUAUUGUGCAAAAUGUGGAAGACGAUUAUAUGAGCAAGUUAAAUAAUUUGUCACCAAGGAAAGAAAAAAUGAAUAUGGAACAUUUAAAAAAAAAAAAGGAGCAACAUAAUCGUAUGCUUUCUUCAGAAAAAAAUUGUUGUUUUAUAGAUAAUAAUAAUGAAACAAAUUAUAAUAGAGUAUCGCUUUUAAAAAAUAUUGAUAAAGAAAAAGAAAUAGAUAAUGAUAUUUCGAAGAAUUUAAUACAAGACAGAAAUAAUAAUUCUUCUUUGGAAUAUCAUAAUUUGAAACAAAAUGGAAACGAUAGGAUUCCAAAAGGGAAAGAUAAUAUAUGUGAUAUUUCAGAUAUUUAUAAUAAAAAUAUAUAUAAAAAUGAAAAUGAAUUUGACGAAUUUGUAGAAAUUUAUGAUAAUAUUAAUAAAGACAUUCAUAAAUCGAAGGAGAAUAAAAAUUUUGAUAUGUAUGAUACAAAUAAUAAGCAUAUAAAAAAUGAAGAAGAUGAAUUUUUAGAAAUUUAUCAUAAUACAAAAGGUAUGGAAAAUAUGGAGAUGGAUGAAUUUUUAGAAAUCACAAAUAAGAGUAAGAAAACAAAAGAAAGUAAUUCUCACGUUGAUGAAUUUGUAGAAAUCAUAAAUAAGAAUAAGAACAUAAAUGAAAAUAGUUCUCACGUUGAUGAAUUUAUAGAAAUCAUAAAUAAGAAUAAAAACAUAAAUGAAAAUAAUUCUCACGUUGAUGAAUUUGUAGAAAUCACAAAUAAGAGUAAGAACAUAAAUGAAAAUAAUUCUCACGUUGAUGAAUUUAUAGAAAUCACAAAUAAGAGUAAGAAAACAAAAGAAAGUAAUUCUCACAUUGAUGAAUUCUUAGAAAUCACAAAUAAGAAUAAGAAUAUAAAUCAAAAUGAUGCUCAUGUUGAUGAAUUUUUUGAAAUUAUUGAAAGCACACAAAAGAUGAAAAAUAAAGAAAUCGAAUUAGAUGAAUUUUUUGAAAUUAUUGAAAGCACACAAAAUAUGAACAAUAAUGAAAUCGAGUUAGAUGAAUUUUUUGAAAUUGUUGAUAAAACGAAAAAUGUAAAUAAUAAUAAAGAUGUACCAGUAUAUAUAAAUUUAGAGAAACACACUAAAGAUGAUAAUAUAAAUAAAAAUAGUUUUAUGAACAAUAUACCCAUUGAAAAUGUUUUAGAAAAGGAAUCCAAUAUAAAUAUCAAUUUUGUAAGAGAAGAAGAAAAAGAUACAAUAAAAUCAUUUUCUAGGAAUUAUACUUAUAAUACCAAUGCUUUUUCGAAUGAAGAAAAUGAUAUAAAUUUAUUACACUUUUAUGAUGCAUAUGAAACAACAAAAGGAGAUAACAAACAACAUAAAUCAUUUAUGUAUGCGUCAGGAAAAGAAGUUAUUAUAAAUAAAGAUAUAUUAAAAGAAAUGAAAGAAAAGUUAUUCGAAGACGAUAAGGAUACUAAUUAUUCAUCUGAUGAAAAUAAUAAAGGAGAUAAUAAAUACAAUAAAGAAUUAACUGAAAAAAUUGUAGAAAAGGAUAUCAACUUAUAUAUGGAUCAUAUAAAUGAGGAAAAAGAUAUAUUAAAACCAUUUCCUAGAAAUUUCACAUGUAAUACAAAUGUAUCUUCAAAUGAGGAAGCUAUAAUAAAUUUAUCUGAGUUAUGUGAUAUUAAAGAAAAGGUAAAGAUAGCAAAUGAACAGAACAGAUCUUUUACGUAUGCAUCUGGAAAGGCUAUUCAUAUAAAUCAAGAUAAAUUGAAAGAGAUGCAUGAAAAAUUGUUUAAUGAUGAUGUUUAUUCAGAUAAUAAUAAUAAUAAUAAUUCAUAUGGAAAAUAUGUGAAGAAGAACAACAAAGAAUUGAAUACACCUUUUAUAUACACAUCAGGGAAAGAUGUUAAUAUAAAUAAGGACAUAAAAACAGACAUGGAAGAAAAAAUAUUUGAUGAUGAUACUAAUGAUUCAUAUGAAGAAAAUAUGAACAUUGAUAAUAAAGAAUUAAAUACUUCUUUCACAUAUGCGUCAGGAAAGGCGAUUAAUAUAAACAAGGACAAACUAAAGGAAAUGAAACAGAAACUGUUUGACGAUGAUGAUGGUUAUAAUAAUUCAUGUGAAGAAUAUAAAAACGAAAAAAAUAAUAACUCAUUAUAUACAUCUUUUACAUAUGCAUCAGGAAAGGAGGUUAAUAUAAAUAAAGAUAAAUUAAAAGAGAUGAAACAGAAAUUGUUUGACGAGGAUGAUUAUAAUAAUAAUUCAUGUGAAGAAUAUAAAAACGAAAAAAAUAAUAACUCAUUAUAUACAUCUUUUACAUAUGCAUCAGGAAAGGAAGUUAAUAUAAAUAAAGAUAAAUUAAAAGAGAUGAAACAGAAACUGUUUGACGAGGAUGAUGGUUAUAAUAAUUAUGCCAAUGAACAAAAUAAGAAUGAUCAUAAUGAACAAAUAAAUACAUCAUUCACGUACGCAUCAGGAAAGGAAGUUAAUAUAAAUAAAGAUAAAUUAAAAGAGAUGAGACACAAAUUGUUUGAUGACGAUGAUUAUAAUAAUAAUUCAUAUGAAGAAUAUAAAAACGAAAAAAAUAAUAACUCAUUAUAUACAUCUUUUACAUAUGCAUCAGGAAAGGAGGCUAAUAUAAAUAAAGAUAAAUUAAAAGAGAUGAAACAGAAACUGUUUGACGAGGAUGAUGGUUAUAAUAAUUAUGCCAAUGAACAAAAUAAGAAUGAUCAUAAUGAACAAAUAAAUACAUCAUUCACGUACGCAUCAGGAAAGGAAGUUAAUAUAAAUAAAGAUAAAUUAAAAGAGAUGAGACACAAAUUGUUUGAUGACGAUGAUUAUAAUAAUAAUUCAUAUGAAGAAUAUAAAAACGAAAAAAAUAAUAACUCAUUAUAUACAUCUUUUACAUAUGCAUCAGGAAAGGAGGCUAAUAUAAAUAAAGAUAAAUUAAAAGAGAUGAGACACAAAUUGUUUGACGAGGAUGAUGAUUAUAAUAAUUAUGCGAAUGAACAAAAGAUAAGAUCAUCAAAAAAAAAUAUAUUAUAUGCUUCACAUGAUUCCGAGAAAAGUAGAAAAGUAAUAGAAGAUAAAAUAUUAAUAGAAAACGAAAGGGAACAUAUUGAUGAUAAUAAAAAAGGUCAUGAAAAAAAUAUAGAACAAAAAUGUGUAGGAAGUUUAUCAUGUGAGGAUAUUAAAAAAGGUUCAGAAGAUGGGGAUAUGAAAAAAUCGAAAGAACAAGAAUUAUACGAAUUAGACAAAUAUGAUGAUUAUAUAAAUAAAAAAGAAGAAUUAAAUAAAGAUGAUAAAAAUUUUAGAUUGUUAGAUAAGUCUACUUUACAGAUGAAUAAAAAGAGAAAGAUAAAAUUUGAUAAUAUUUCAAAAUCUAAAAGGGACUUUAUAAAUCCAAGGCAAAGGAAACAAAUAAAGAUAUUGGAAGAAGAAAAGAAUAUGAAUAUUUAUAAUAAAAAUAAUAAUACAAAUAAUAACAAUAAAAGUAAGAAAUUAAACUUGAAUAUUAAUGUAAGAAAUUAUUUAAAGUUAAUAAAAGAGAAUCUUUUAAAUAUAUCAAUAAAAAAAAAGAUAAAAGAUUGUAAGUUGACAAAUACAUUAAUAUAUAUAAAUGAAAAUAAGACUCCUUUUCAUUUUCAUUGGUUCAAGGACGAUUACUUAUAUUUUUAUAAGAAUAAAGAAACUGAGGAAUAUUAUAUAUGCGAUAUAAAUAUAUUUUAUGAAUUAUUCAUAUUGACAUUGAAAGAAAUGAAUUUAUUUGAUAUAUAUGAUUUUAAUUGGUUUUACAAAAAAUAUAAGUUGAUUAGUACAUCUAUGAAUCGUACAUAUAGAAAGAAUUUAAAGGAGAAUUAUAAAAGUAUAAAGAAGGAGAUUAUUAAUAAAAUUGUAAGGAAUAAUCAUUGUUAUAAAGAAGCUCAUAAAGGUAUACAUAAUGAUUUGCAUAAUAAUUUGCAUAAUAAUUGGCAUAAUAAUUUGCAUAAUAAUUUGCAUAAUAAUUUGCAUAAAAAUUUGGUACCAAAAGGAUUUAACGAAAGAAUAUAUUUGAAUAGUGAAGAAGAAAGAAAAAAUGAUGAUAACCCAUGUAAAGAGUCUAAUAAUUAUGGAAUAGAAAAUGAUGAAUUUAUAGAUAUAAAAAAUUUAGAUAAGAUAAAAUUGAAUGGAGAAAAUGAUUUUAUGGAUAAUCUAAAUAAAAUGGAAUAUAAAGAAUUAAAAAAAAAGAAUUAUAUGAAAAUGAUAAUUAAAAGUAUUGAUGAAACAGAAUCACCUUGUCCAUUGAAAUUUAUGUAUAAAUUAUUAAAAAGAUAUUUAGAAGAAAAGAAUAAGAAAAAGAGUAUUUUACAAUUACUAAAGGAUAGAUCAGUAUCUUCUAAAAUAUCUAUGAAUUUAAGAGUUGAAGAAAUUAUAAUAGAAGAAAAAAAAAAAAUAAUAAAAAAUAAUAAUAACAAUAAUGAACAUAAUAAUAGUUUUAAUGAUGAUAUAUAUGAUGGUGAUAUCUAUAAUUAUGAUAACCAUAACAUUGUCUUAAUUUUAAGUGACAAUUUUGAUUAUAUACAUUGUUAUGUAAAAGAUUCAUAUUUAAAAAAUUUUAUAAUAUCUGAAAAAAUAAGAAAGGGGAAUAUUCUAAAAAUUAAUGCUUUAGAUAUAUAUAACAAUAAUAUGGAAGAAGGAAAAGAAAAUCAUGGUAUAAAUAAAAUAUAUUUUCUUUUAUCUAGUAAUGAUUUAAUUGAAAUAGAUAAAAAGGAUAAACUAAAAAUUGGGUUCACAAAAUAUAAAGCUAAAAAGAUACGAUGUAUCCAAGAUUUUGGUAGUACUUGUUUUUUUAUAGAUGCUAUAAUGAUAAGUAAAAGUGAUUUUUCUUAUGGAUUUUAUGAUCAAGUAAAAAAAAAAUAUUAUCUUUUAAAUAGAAAUAUUUAUGAAAAACUCAUAUAUAAUUUAAAGAAUGAAAUAACUAAAAUGUUUCAUGAGGAAAAUUUUAAAGAAAAUAGUGAAUAUAUUAGAUUGAAAAAUGAAUUAACCAUGCUUCUUGAGGCAACACCUUUUUGCACAAUACAAGCUAUUGAUUAUUCUUCCUUAGAAGGGAUAAAGGAUACGGAUUCUUAUGAGGAUAAAAUAGGAUAUUUGAUCAAUUCGUUAUGUCAAAUAAAAAUGUUCAAGAUUGACGAGGGAACCUAUGAAAGUCUAAGGAAAGGAAGCCGAAUACAAUUAUUCAAUGUUUUCGUUCAAAAAUCAAAUAAUAAUAAUAAAUUUAAUCAAUUUUUGGAUGACCAUGUUUUAGAUGAUUUUCUUUUUAGUACAUUCAAUGGGAAGAUAAAUGGGGAUGAUAUAAAAAGAGCUUUAAAUUAUGAUAUGUUUGAAUCUCGUUUUUUAAAAGAUAUUACAAAAAGAAAUAAUGAUGAUAUUAUAUAUGAUAAAAAAUAUAUAGAAUGUAUACAUACAUCUGUUUUAAAAAAGAAACAUUAUACACCUAUAGUAUUUCAAGCUCUUCAUUCAACAUAUAUAAAUAUAGAUGACAGAUAUAAAAGUAAGUUAUUUGAACAGCUAGAAGAUGUUUUGAAAUUACAAAAUUAUAUGCAAUUAAAAACAGAUGAUAGUAUAGUAACAAAAGAAACAAAAGAAAUGAAGAAAAAAGUAUAUCCAUCAUUUAUAUAUACUAAUAUAUAUAAAAUACCAGUAUUAUCAAGUGUACAUUUUCAUAUAUUCAAAAAUUAUAUCAAAGAAAAUAAUAGUGAAAGCAAAAUAUAUUUUGAUUUAAUACAAGGAAAUUUAUAUUAUAUAUCUGGUGUUGUUAUACAUUAUACAGAUGUUGAAAUUAAGGAUAUUAUUGAUUUCAAAUAUGCACAAGAGAAGAAAAAACUUUUAAACUAUAAAAUAUUUUUGUUGACUUCUAAUGAACAUUUGUGUUGCGUAAAUGUAUCCAUGACAUGUCCAGAUUUUUUAAUAUCCUCAUGUAAAAAGGAUUAUGAAAACAAGGAAAGGGAAAUAUUGAAAAAAAUGAUACAUGUGUAUUGUGUAGAGAAAAAAAAAAAUAAUGAGGUUGAAAUAAAUAAUUCAAAUAAAAAAAGAAAUGAAACAAAUACUUAUAAGAGCAAUAAUGUUCAUAAGAAUCAUAAGGAUUUAUUUAAUUAUUUAUAUAAAACAGAGAAUACUAAUUAUGAAGAAGGUUCCUCCUCUAAAUAUGAUAUAAAUUUCAAAAAUUUUGAUAUGGUUUUAUUUUUUAAAGAUAUUGAGUUUAUAAAUUAUGAUGACAAAAAUGACAUUUUUAACUUUAGGUCAUACACUCAUCCGCAUUUUGACAGCUUAAAAAUGUAUUCAAAUGAAUUUAUUAAAAUGAAAGGGAACAUGGAAGAUUUAAUAAAACUAAAUUAUUUGACUUUUGAAAAAAAUAAAAUUGUAAUUAAACUAGAAGAUCGUUGUAAAAUAAAAGUGGAUAAAAAUAAUAUAUCGUCUAUGCAUUUUUUAUAUUUGUUAAUUUAUUCGAAAUGUAAAUCUAUUGAAUUAACUGGAGUCUGUGUAGAAAAUAAUUAUUUAUCCAUAUUUUUAAAAAACAUAUGGAACAUAUUUGUUCCAUAA